AGUGUAGGUGGAGUAUGUAAACUAGUGGGCAGUGACUUGACUGAUGAGUGCUAUGGUAUUUUGGAGAUUUUUAGGGAAUCCAUGAUUUAGUUUUUUUUAAACCGUAAAUUCGGCCGGUUUAUGCCGUUAAAUAUAUUGUUAGAUAGUUGUGUUGUUAUUCGUAGGCACAUGCUCCCAAUUUUGGAGCACUCUGGACUCGUCGCUCCGUUUUACGGAGGCAACAGUCCCCACCCUUAUAAAAUUCAAGUAUGCCGUUUAAUCAAUAAAUUUUGAUGGACUGCAGGUGAGCUCCGGACAUCUGCCUGUUUGUCGAAUUAUUUAUAUUAGUGGAUUAAUCAUGACUUCCGAUGCGGGGCAAAACGGGAAGAGCCAGGCAGGACAGACUGGUCAAGUUACUGCUAGAGUACCGAGGAUCUAUAAAAUUGUUGUUCUUGGGGAUGGAGGUGUUGGAAAAUCAGCUGUUACGCUCCAAUUUGUGAGUCACAGUUUUCUGGAUUACCAUGACCCGACGAUUGAGGAUUCGUAUCGGCAGCAGGCAGUUAUUGACGGUGAGCCAGCCCUUUUGGAUAUCCUGGAUACCGCAGGCCAAGUCGAGUUCACCGCAAUGCGAGACCAAUACAUGAGAUGCGGCGAGGGUUUUAUGAUUUGUUACUCCGUAACAGAUCGCCACAGUUUUCAGGAGGCACUCGAAUAUCGAAAACUAAUUUCUCGUGUGCGAGCCAAUGAAGACAUUCCUCUGGUUCUCGUUGGUAAUAAAUUCGAUUUACAGUCGCAACGAAAAGUCUCCACAGAAGAGGGCAAAUCACUGGCUGAUCAACUGGGCUGCCCAUUCUACGAAACAUCAGCGGCACUACGACAAUUCAUCGAUGAUGCAUUUUAUUCCAUCGUACGACAGAUACGAAAUAAAGAACGAAAUCGUGAGACAGCUAGAAAGCGAAGUCGAUGGCGAAGGCUUCGGUCAAUUUUCGCUUUCAUAUUUCGUAGGAAGAAUAGGAACACAUCACACUACUCUCCUUAACACUCGACACGAUUAUUUUUUGUUUGAUAAUCUUGCAGAGAAUUUUACGCUUAGAAUGUUUGCGCAUUGAUUUAGCUUAUAGACGAAUUGUUAACGGUACUAUUCAUUAAUUAUUACCAUUGAUAGGCAAGGCUGGGGCAAAAUGGACACUUCUAAUGUUUGUUAAUUAAUUUUGCAUUCUAGUCUCAUCACGUAGACGAAGAAAUGUUUUAAUCGUGAUAAAAUGGUUUAAUUUCAUUGAAAAGUGAUUUCAUUCAACAACGUUCAAAGAAAAAUAAAAAGUGUCCAUUUUGCCUGACUCGCUUCUGUAAUCCCUUGUGUUAUUGGUGUUGUACUUAUGAGAGAAUAUGCGAGUUUGAAAUUAUUACAAUGUACAUAGGAAUAAGCAAGGAUCAGUUCUGUUCUAGUCAUAAAUUGAGCAUUUCAGUUGCAGAGAAAUAUCUAUUAAUGUUGAAUAGUAUAGGAACUUGUUUUUUUUUAAUCGAAUGAAUGUAUCUUUUUAUACAAAAAAAAAUAUUCGGCAAAUUGAAAUGAGUAAAUGAUGGCAUCUAUUUAACAUUUAAACUAAACAACCUCGAGCUUCAUGAUUUACUCUAAAUUUAAAAGAUGUAAACAUACCAAAGCUAACGUAAACCAGUAUUAAUA
Diachasmimorpha longicaudata is the source of this 1663-nucleotide messenger RNA. It is a transcript of the gene Ric, whose product is annotated as GTP-binding protein Rit2-like. Gene Ontology annotation, molecular function: GDP binding; GTP binding; calmodulin binding. Gene Ontology annotation, cellular component: plasma membrane. Gene Ontology annotation, biological process: Ras protein signal transduction. The transcript has 6 exons. NCBI's taxonomy places the organism in Eukaryota, Metazoa, Arthropoda, Insecta, Hymenoptera, Braconidae. The record is from RefSeq and is a predicted model, not a curated record. Bases 338 to 1018 code for a protein of 226 amino acids.